ACUUCCCCAUCACGACAGCUCGAUGGACCCGCAAUAAAAGUGCCUGAUUUGUCAACUCUCUCAUAGAUCCAGAUCUUCAACCUGAAAAGAACUGAAGAAGCCAGCCGUCCAUCCUCACAACUCACCAACCGCCCGGCUCUGUCAUCUCACCUCACCACUCAUCAACACAUCAAAAACACCAUCACCAUGGCGCCAUCCACCACACCCCCCCUCAAAUCAACCCUCCCCCCCCUCCUCCUCGGCACCGCCACCUUCAACACGCAAUACGUCCCCGACCCUCACUCGCUGCCCUACCGCUCCAUCGUCGCGCGCGCCAUCUCCCUGGGCGUGCGUGGUUUCGACACCUCCCCUUACUACGGUCCCUCCGAGAUUCUCGUCGGCGACGCCCUCAACGCCCUCUUCACCUCUGAAACAAACCCGCUCCCGCGCGAGGACGUCUUCAUCGUCACCAAAGCCGGCCGCAUAGCCAGCGACGAAUUCGAUUACUCGCCCGCCUGGGUGCGCUACAGUAUUUAUCGGAGCUUGCAGAGAUUGCACACGGAGUAUCUCGAUUUGGUGUACAUGCAUGACGUUGAGUUCGUUUCCCCUGCUGAAGUGUUGGGUGCGGUGAAGGAGUUGAGGCGGUUGAGGGAUGAGGAGGGAGUCAUAAAAUAUGUGGGCAUCAGUGGGUUUCCCCCGAAGGUGUUGGCGGAGCUGGCGGAGAUGAUACUCAGAGAAACGGGAGAGCCGUUGGAUGCCAUGAUGAGUUAUGGGCAUUUUACGGUGCAGAAUCGGUUGUUGGGUGUUGAUGAGCUGCUUGAAAGAAAAGAGGAAGAGAGCAGUGUGUUGAAGAGGUUCAAGAAGGCUGGGGUGGAGGUUAUUCUGAAUGCGUCCAUGUUGGGCAUGGGGCUGUUGACGCAGAAGGGAAUUCCACCUAAUCCGGAAUCGAAGGAGAGCCCGUUGGUUAAGUGGCAUCCGUCGCCGCCGGAGCUGAGGAUUGCGUGUAAGAAGCUGGGCGAGCUGGCGGCGGCCAAGGGGGAGAGGUUGGAGAGUGUGGCGAUCCGUUGGGCGCUGGAGGAGUGGGCGAGGGUGGGCGCGGAGGCUGGUGUUGGUGUUGAUGCUGGUUCUGGGUCCUCGUUGAAGGUGGGCGCGACGGUGUGCGGUGUCUCGUCGAUUCCUGAGUUGGAGGAGACGGUAGCGGAGUGGAAUGGCGUGUUGGAAGGGUUGGAGAAGCUGGCGGCUGCUGGUGGAAAGCAAGAGGGUCGUGUAUACGGAUCAGAGCGCCAGGAAAAGGUAUUGAAGUUGGUGGAGGAUGAGAUGUGGCCGGCCUUGGGCAACUGGAUCGACUUCACCUGGGCCAGCCCUGGGGAGGGCUAUGUGAACACCAGGCGGCCUGAAGAUAAGGGCAAAGUUCCCGAUGAUGGCGUAAUAGCUGCUCAUGAGGAGAGGGUCAAGAACAGGAAGUCGAAGCUAUAGCAGGCAGACGAACUCAAUAGAUCUAUGAGUUACAUGCGAUUGCGAGAAUAUAUGCAGAGCUAGUGCGCAAAUCCAUCUCCACCCUUAUUAGUCAAGA
Messenger RNA from Neurospora tetraspora, 1552 nucleotides. RefSeq names its product Aldo/keto reductase family-domain-containing protein. Bases 187 to 1455 code for a protein of 422 amino acids. Gene Ontology annotation, biological process: dehydro-D-arabinono-1,4-lactone biosynthetic process. The record is from RefSeq and is a predicted model, not a curated record. Gene Ontology annotation, molecular function: D-arabinose 1-dehydrogenase [NAD(P)+] activity. The transcript has a single exon. Gene Ontology annotation, cellular component: cytosol. NCBI's taxonomy places the organism in Eukaryota, Fungi, Ascomycota, Sordariomycetes, Sordariales, Sordariaceae.